AUGUUCUCCAAAUCGAUUGUUCACAUCUUCUUCCUGCUUCUCGUUCUGUUCAUUGGAACAUUCCGUGCCUUCGAUAUUGAACUGACCAUAUUGAUUCCUGCUAGUCAACGUGAAUGUUUUCAUCAAGUUCUAGAAGCAGGGAAAACUGUCGAAAUCGAAUAUGAAGUCUUAGCCGGUGGUGAUAUCGAUAUUAACUAUUGGUUUUAUUCUCCGACGAAUCGUGUUUUACAAUCCGAUUUUAAGAAACGCGAUGGACAUCAAACGCUGAAACUAGAAGAAUCAGGAGAAUAUCGAUUCUGUUUCGAUAAUUCAGUUUCCCGGUUCAAUCAAAAACAAGUCUAUUUCAGUUUACGACUCGUCAAUGAACAGGGCCACAAUGAACAAGAUCGUAUCACCGAAUCAUGGAUGAAUGAUGUUGCACGAGAUGAACUUGGAGAGUUACAAGACAAAAUUCAGAACUUUAAAGACAUUUUUCAACGUAUUUGGGAUAAUAUGGAAGCAGCACAACGUUAUCAAAAAGCGUUUAAUAACUACGAAGUCCACGACCGUGUUAUAGCCGAGAAUAAUUUCGAAAGAGUCAAUUUCUGGUCAAUCAUUCACCUAGUACUGAUGAUUUCAGUGUCCGUUGUUCAAGUUGUUACUAUUCGCAGUUUAUUCGAAUCGAAAUCAGCUUAUGGUAAACUCUUACGCGGAAAGAAAUGA
Molecule: messenger RNA, 702 nt
Organism: Adineta ricciae
Lineage: Eukaryota; Metazoa; Rotifera; Eurotatoria; Adinetida; Adinetidae
Source: the annotation of a GenBank genome assembly